This is a messenger RNA of Lathyrus sativus (Indian pea), 2031 nucleotides long. The record is from the annotation of a GenBank genome assembly. NCBI's taxonomy places the organism in Eukaryota, Viridiplantae, Streptophyta, Magnoliopsida, Fabales, Fabaceae.
AUGACGGUCAAUGGUUUGUGUUUUGUUGAAUGGAAAGAACAAUUUGUUUCACAAGAGCGCGGCCAUCGGGUGGUUCACUAUUACCUAAAGGAUUCUGCUGGAGAAUCAUUCCUCGCAGUUGUUGGCACUGAGAGGAGUGUUAGACACAUGUGCUAUGUUAUUGCUGAGGAUUUCCUUGAAAUCUGCGGAAUGGAGGGUUUGUUUCCGCCAGGUUUUAAAUGGAGAUCUAGAAGAGAGGUUGUCGAUUGGUUGACAUCGAUGUUAUCAAAGCAGCAUCUUCAGGGCGAUAGAAGUGUAAGGCCUUCACAUAAUUUGGAACUAGCUCACGAGAUCACAAAUGGUGAUGUUAAAGAAGUUACUGGUCUUUCUGCACAAAUGGUGGAUGACAAGGACUUUCCAAAGAGUAACUCCAAAAUAUCCAAUUCAGACAUCGUUUGGUCAGGACUUGCGUGGACAUGUGGCAAACAACUCAAGCAUUAUCCGGCGUUUUGCAGAAAUGGCAUCCAAAUAGGGAUUCAGUCCUUUGUUUUUGUCAUGGGCAAUGGAGAGAACCAUUAUGUUGCAUAUUUAGAUGAUAUGUACGAAGACAGAAGGGGGCAGAAAAAGGUAAAAGUACGGUGGUUUCAUCAUAAUCAGGAAGUCAAGGGUGCAAUUCCCGUACGAAAUCCUCACCCUCGUGAAGUUUUCAUCACAUCUUAUUCUCAAGUCAUCAGUGCAGAGUGUGUUGAUGGACCUGCCACAGUUUUAACCCGUGAACACUACGAAAAAUGCACACCUUAUUUUUCACCCUCUUCAAUAGACAGAAUACAUUUGUGCUUUAGGCAAUUAAAAGGCAACAAAGUCAAGCCCUUCGACUUAAGUAAACUGCGUGGCUACUAUACUCAGCCAGCUCUUUCUUCCUUGCAUGUUGAUGGUAUCCAUAACACUGAGGCUCACAGCAACAGCCUCACAGGAGAAGAUGAAGAUUUGGAUGUCGGCGACGAUACAAAGCGUGGAGCCAAGAGGAGUAGAAAUGUUAAGGAUUCUCCUCCUUCUUGUAACGGUCGACAAGGGGUUAGGAAGUUGAUUAGAAGUAAUCAAAUAAUGGGAUAUCAAACUUUCCAGGUUGUGAAUUAUGUGAGGCCAGAUAGGAGAUUGCUUUCUCUAAAACCGAUCCAAUGUCAACAUUGGUAUAACCCGAUUUACAAAGUUGAUGACAAGAUAGAGUUGCUCUGUCAAGAUAGUGGCAUCCGAGGCUGCUGGUUCAGGUGUACGAUUUUACAGGUUGCUCGGAAAAAGCUGAAAGUCCUAUAUGAUGAUGUUCAGGAUGAAGAUGGAAGUGGAAAUCUUGAGGAGUGGAUCCCUGCUUUUAAGUUGGCCAAGCCUGAUAAACUUGGGAUGAGACAACCUGGCCGAUUGACGAUAAGGCCAGCUCCACCUUUUGAAGAACAAGAAGUGAUUGUUGAGGUCGGAACUGCCGUUGAUGCAUGGUGGAGUGAUGGCUGGUGGGAGGGUGUUGUAACUACAAUUGAGAACUGUGGCGAUGACAGUGUUCAAGUCUACCUUCCUGGUGAAAGCUUGCAAAUGACAGUACAUAAAAAGGAUUUAAGAAUAUCUCGAGAUUGGUUCGAUGACACGUGGAUUAGUAUAAAGGCAAAGCCUGAUAUAACCCCGACUAUAUUAACUUCUGAUAGCUUUAACACAAGUCUCUCCUUGUCUCCAUCUAUGGCUAAAGAUGUAGACUCCGUUGGUUUUGCUAAUUCAUGUCAUGACAUUCCUGCUAGUGAGAAGUCUAACGAACUCAAUAUUUUUGAAGAGAAACUUGUAUGCUGUAAUGUUGCUGAAGAUGAGGUUUGUCUCCAAAAUGAUAAUUCUCCUUCUGAAAAAAAUACUCAAGUUGUUGAUAUCGAAGAUAAUGGUUGUAAUGAUGAUAAAGACAGCAGCGAGAAUGAUGAUAACAAGAAUGAUUAUAGUAACAAUAGGGAUGUGGAGGUCAUUGGGACUUCUGGUGUUGACUGUAAAGGUGCACAACUAAUGGAAGUGGCAGUGUGA